Polyodon spathula (Mississippi paddlefish) is the source of this 1121-nucleotide messenger RNA. RefSeq names its product cell wall protein DAN4-like. Bases 79 to 654 code for a protein of 191 amino acids. The transcript is spliced from 7 exons. The record is from RefSeq and is a predicted model, not a curated record. Lineage: Eukaryota; Metazoa; Chordata; Actinopteri; Acipenseriformes; Polyodontidae.
AGCAAACAGAUACUGCCUCGAGGUCUUUGGAAAUUAGCACAUUUCAUUCUGUUUCCCUUUGUCUCAAAGAAGAUAAAGAUGUUAAAGUUGUUGAUUCCAGUGACCUUUCUUCUGUGUACAAUGAGUUGUUUACCUGUUUUCAAAUCCCAGCACCGCCUUGCAGAUAAGUCAAGCAGCAAUGAGUUUUUGCCAUGUCGUCCUGUUCACAAAGGCGCAUCACAACUACAAAACUGGCGUUUCCCGUUCCACUCCUCAUACAGAUUUAAAUACCAACCUGGACAGGGUAUUGUUCUCUAUCGGCGUCCUCUGUGUCCCAUAAAACCUGUUCAUACUUCAACAUCAAGACCAUGCACCAAAAGGACCAGAGCCAGACCAUGGACUUCAACCAAGAUGACUACGUUGAGCACUAGCAUGACAUCGGUCUUGCCAACACUUUCUGCUGUUUCCUUAACUACAGGCAACAUAGCAGUUACAACAACUUCAUCCAUUACAUCAUCAACACCCUUGUCUGCCACCACUACAGGCCCUACUACAACCACAACUCCUAGAACAGUGUCUACUACAACCACACCUACAACGGUGUCUAUUACAACCAAACUUUCUACAACUGUCACUACAAAUACAACUAAUGGAAGGGGUGACAACAGAAAGUGAAUGUAUUAAUUACAAUUAUAAACCUGUCAAGUUGAGUAGAACCCAAAUGCUGUCUUCUGAUUGGUUGCUGUACAGGGCAUUAACUGCCAGGAAAUGCCCUCAAAAUGUCCACACAACAGUCACCGAUAAAGUACAGUAAGGUAUCAAUCUGCCAAAAAGAACAUCUAGUAAUAUAACUGUCAGCUGUCAGAAACACAACAUAAAAAUGAAAGAAAAAAAAAAAAAAACACUGUACAAGAUCCAACACUGCAAAUUCUUUCAGAAGCAGAUGGUCUCCAAACCCGUAAAAUAAUGGCUAUAACAGGUCACAAAAACGAGUCCUCUAUAAAAAAUUACUGGGCUCCAUCUCUAUCCAACAAACGAGAAUUAAUGUCCACCAGCCAUCAAUAGUUGAAAAUCAGCAGCUGCCCAUUGAAAACCCGAAGACUCAAUGUCUUGCUGCACCCCCAGAAAACUCAGCCCGAACA